AUGUCUUCCCGAGCCUUAUGUCGUCGAGUGGCGCUUCCAGCGCUCGCGCGGCGCUUCCCAGUGUCCGUGUCGCAAAGGCCGCUCACCACACAGCAGAAGGAGAUUGUCAAGUCCACAAUUCCGGCACUAGAACAGCAUGGCGUCACGAUCACCACCCUCUUCUACAAGCGUCUGCUCGAGGCGCAUCCCGAACUGAAAAACAUUUUCAACACUGCGCACCAAGCAACUGGGGAACAGCCUGCAGCCCUGGCGCAUGCUGUGUGGGCGUACGCAUCCAACAUCGACCAGCCCGAGGCCCUAAGUACGGCCGUGUCUCGCAUUGGACACAAACAUGCCAGUCUGGGCGUUCUGCCCGAUCAUUAUCCGAUAGUCGGUCAGCAUCUUCUCGUCGCAAUCAAGGAUGUCCUGGGACCGGCCGUCAACGAGCAGGUCCUUGCCGCGUGGGCCGCGGCCUACCAGGAGCUGGCCGACAUAUUUAUCAAUUUCGAAGAUCACCUCUACAAACAGCAUGUCCAGACACCUGGCGGCUGGGUAGGAUGGCGGAAAUUCUUCGUCUCUCAUAAAAUCCCGGAGAGCGAGGAGAUCGUUUCCUUCUACCUUCGCCCCGUCGACCAGGGCGCGCUGCCCGAAUACCACCCCGGCCAGUUUGUGAGCGUACGAUGCUAUGUGCCCGAGCUGGGCUCCUAUCAACCGCGGCAGUAUAGCCUGUCCGACAUUCCGAACGGCCAACACUUCCGGAUCUCCGUCAAGCGGGAGAUGGCGAAUGCUUCGCGGCCAGCCGGUCGGAUCUCGAACGUUCUGCACGAGUCACUGCCGAUUGGCGCGGAGCUGGACGUGAGCAUGCCGUCCGGUGACUUCGUGCUCGAUAUCAACGCCACCACUCCCGCGGUGCUGAUCAGCGGUGGCGUGGGCCUGACGCCCAUGAUGUCGAUGUUGAAAAGCAUUGUCAGCCAACAAGGUCCGUCUCGGCGUGUGGUGUUCAUCCAUGCGGCACGGAAUGGGCGCGUCCAUGCCAUGAAAGCCGAUUUAAACCAGAUCGUUGCGGAGAAUCCGAUGGUUAGCCGCAUAGUCUUCUAUGAAAAUGCCGCCGAAGGCGAUACCCAAGGUGUGGACUAUGACCAUACUGGGCGCGUGGAUUUAGCUCGGAUCAGAGACGAGGCUGUUCUGCCCGAUGCCGACUACUACAUCUGUGGGCCGCAACCUUUCAUGAAGGCGCAGAGCAAGAGCUUGGAGGCUUUGGGUGUGGCGCGGGACCGCAUUCACAUGGAGGUCUUCGGCUCUCCGCGUGAUUGA
Messenger RNA from Aspergillus aculeatus ATCC 16872, 1293 nucleotides. RefSeq names its product NO-inducible flavohemoprotein. Gene Ontology annotation, cellular component: intracellular anatomical structure. Gene Ontology annotation, biological process: cellular response to nitrosative stress; nitric oxide catabolic process. Lineage: Eukaryota; Fungi; Ascomycota; Eurotiomycetes; Eurotiales; Aspergillaceae. Gene Ontology annotation, molecular function: oxygen binding; heme binding; nitric oxide dioxygenase [NAD(P)H] activity. The coding region runs from base 1 to 1293 and encodes 430 amino acids. The transcript has a single exon. The record is from RefSeq and is a predicted model, not a curated record.